AAUCUUUAAAAAUUAUUUUUUCUAACGCAUCCGUAUUGCCCAUUCACUUGACUCACCUUAUCAUGGUUUUACUAACACAAAUUAUUUUAACUCCUCUUAUGUAAACGUAAAUUUACUAAUUUAAUUUUAGUCCUCUCGCGGUCGUUUAGACUUUCACCCGUCGUCGCCGCUAACAGAAUUCUGUUUGGCACCGAGAAAAAGAGAAGCUUCCCAUCCCAGCAACUGUCCAAAAUCCUUCCCUGUUUCCCGAGAAAAAGAAUAUCUCAUGAAGCAUGUAGCCACUCUAAAAAUCAGAACUUGAGAGAAAAAGAGUUCUUUGUUAAUCCGUUGAUUGGAAGAAAUAAAACGUUACUUCAAUUAUGACCAUGGCUACUUCAGAAGCAGUUUUGCAAGUUCUACCUGGCAGUUUACCUCACUCUUAUUGUUCUGAUCCACAUUUCAACAAUUGCAAGUCAGUGCUUUCCUUUAAAUCCAAUGUAAACCGUAGAAAUUAUGGAAGUUCAGCAUAUCAGAAAUCCAAGAAUGGUUCAAAACUCUUAUGGAAAUAUGAGAGGAUCUAUGCAUAUCAAGGUGCAUAUAUCGCUUGCCAUAUGAAGGCUGAACGUGCUACAAAUUUGGAAUCUAUUAGGUGCAAAUGCCAAAAGUUUGAAAAUGUUAGUGGGGUGGCUGCCGAUGAAGAUAUCCCUAUAUCACUUCCUAUACAUAGCGUUGGUGUAUCAAAUGCUCAAGGUUUGGAAUUGGAUAAGCGAUUGAAACAUAAAAGUGGAGGUUUCACACCGAAUGGUAAUGUAGAUGCCGCUGGAACUGUUAGAGAUACAUUGCAGAAGGCUUGUAGGGAAUCAAUUGAGGAAGAAGCAUGGAAUCAGCUUCGUGCAUCCAUAGUUUAUUACUGCAGUAAUCCUAUAGGGACCAUUGCUGCUAAUGAUCCAUCAGAUGCUAGCAUUCUGAAUUAUGACCAGGUUUUUAUUCGUGACUUCAUUCCUUCUGGAAUAGCCUUCCUCUUGAAGGGAGAGUAUGACAUUGUACGGAACUUCAUCCUUUAUACCCUUCAGUUGCAGAGUUGGGAGAAAACCAUGGAUUGUCAUAGUCCUGGUCAAGGAUUGAUGCCUGCUAGUUUCAAGGUGCGAACUGUUCCCCUUGAUGGUGAUGAUUCUGCGACUGAAGACAUCUUAGAUCCUGACUUUGGUGAAUCAGCAAUUGGCCGAGUUGCACCAGUUGAUUCUGGAUUGUGGUGGAUUAUUUUGUUGCGAGCUUAUGGAAAAUGUUCUGGAGAUCUUUCUGUGCAAGAGAGAAUCGAUGUACAAACUGGGAUUAAAAUGAUUUUAAAAUUGUGUCUGGCUGAUGGUUUUGAUAUGUUUCCAACUUUAUUGGUGACGGAUGGUUCUUGUAUGAUUGAUCGUCGCAUGGGAAUUCAUGGACACCCACUGGAAAUCCAGGCACUCUUUUAUUCGGCAUUGCUUUGUGCACGGGAAAUGCUUGCUCCUGAGGAUGGAUCAGCUGACCUCAUUAGAGCUCUUAACAAUCGGCUAGUUGCUUUAUCCUUCCACAUUAGAGAAUACUAUUGGAUUGACAGGAGAAAGCUUAAUGAAAUCUACCGUUACAAGACUGAGGAAUACUCAUAUGAUGCAGUUAAUAAGUUUAACAUUUACCCAGAUCAGAUUCCCCCCUGGUUGGUGGAAUUUAUGCCGAACAGAGGAGGGUAUUUGAUUGGGAACCUGCAGCCAGCUCAUAUGGAUUUCCGUUUCUUUUCUCUUGGAAACUUGUGGUCAAUUAUAAGUAGUCUUGCAACAGUGGAUCAAUCACAUGCCAUAUUGGAUCUUAUUGAAGCAAAAUGGCCAGAAUUAGUGGCAGAGAUGCCAUUAAAAAUAUGCUAUCCUGCACUUGAAGGCCAGGAGUGGCGAAUUAUUACAGGCAGUGACCCCAAGAACACUCCUUGGUCGUAUCACAAUGGGGGUUCUUGGCCAACUUUGCUCUGGCAGCUCACUGUGGCAUGUGUAAAGAUGAAUAGACCAGAGAUUGCAGAAAAAGCUGUCAAAAUUGCAGAGAGGCGAAUAUCUAGAGACAAUUGGCCAGAAUAUUAUGAUACUAAAAAGGCAAGAUUUAUUGGGAAACAGGAUCGACUAUUUCAAACCUGGUCUAUUGCAGGUUAUCUUGUGGCAAAGCUCAUUCUUGAAAACCCAAGCGCAGCAAAGAUCGUAGUUAAUGAAGAGGACUCAGAGCUUCUAACUACCUUUUCUUACAUGAUGAAUGCAAACCCUAGAAGGAAGCGCAGUAGGCCCGGAUUUAAGCAGCCAUUCGUAGUUUGAUGGCAUCAUAUGAAGCUCAGGGGAGGAUUUACUCAUGUACGUUCUCUAAGGUUAUGGUUAGGCCAACAUGAAUGUACUAAUAUGUUCCAUACAGCUGCAAUUAGGUACACUUCUUCAGUAGACAUGAUAUCUCUGCGGAAAUAUAGAUAGACUAGCCUUUAGCUGGCACAUUUUGUGAGUUUUUGGUGAAUGGUUUUAGUUUUGUUGAUAAAAAAUGUGUAUCCUGAUGAAAAAUUUGAGUUAAUCGAUAAAGUCUUAUUUAAAUUCAGGUGCAUUGUGUAGAAAUAAAAUACAUGGUGAAAUCUCCUUUC
Jatropha curcas is the source of this 2617-nucleotide messenger RNA. RefSeq names its product alkaline/neutral invertase E, chloroplastic. Gene Ontology annotation, molecular function: endo-alpha-N-acetylgalactosaminidase activity; sucrose alpha-glucosidase activity. The record is from RefSeq and is a predicted model, not a curated record. Lineage: Eukaryota; Viridiplantae; Streptophyta; Magnoliopsida; Malpighiales; Euphorbiaceae. Gene Ontology annotation, cellular component: chloroplast. Gene Ontology annotation, biological process: sucrose catabolic process.